UAGUGUGAUAAAAUCACUCACUUACCUCGUAUGUGUAUAGUUAUAUCCAAUACAGGGAUUAUGGGUUUCGUUGCCAUGACAACAAAGUUGUAAUAUUGGCGAUAGCUUCCACAGAUGAGGUUAUUAUAACACUAAAAUAAUGUUAACGUACAUAAUGUUUACAUCUUGUGGCUGUACUGUUGAAGCCAUGUUUAUUUUAAUGUUUACUGACUGGCCCCAUUCACUUCCACUGUAAUGUUUUUUUUUAUUUUAUUUUUUUUUAUAAAAACCUUUUAAUCACUAUGGACCCGCCGGCAGGGGGGGGCGCGCUAUAUCGCGAGAAAAGUUUCCGCUUAAAACAUUAAAAUAUCCAUAUACUGUACAUAAGUCAGACUUAUGAGGUAUAAUUUGAAAAUGUAGAAUCUAAACUUUUCAGCGAUAACCAUCACUUCUGCAUUUAUGUUACAUAAAAUAACAAAAUAAGACCUCAAAACAUUCGCGUUGAAAAUUAGCGCCCCCAAGAGGAAACGGGGUAGAAAUAUUUAUAUGAAAUAAAAAUCCCUCACUUAGCACCUAAAUGGACAAGUCAUUUAUCAUAUAAAAGCUCUCAUUCUCAGAAAUGUGACUAUAUAGUUUAUUUUGUUGCCCUAAUACCACAGUUCAAAAGAUUUUCAAAAGAAUCACAAAGUGAAAUAUUAUUUCUGUAAGUCAUCAAAUACAAAUGUCUCUUUUAUGCUCCAAUAAAUGCUGCUGUAAAUUUAUAUCUGCUUUUCCUUAGGAAGUUCUCUUAAAAAAAAAAAAAAAAAAAAAAAGAGAAAUUUUUUGCUUGGCUGAAUACUCCAAUGUUAUAUCUUAGAUGUCCAGAACAAAAUAUGCCAUCCAGAAGGAAAAGCAUGCUAAACAAAUCAUCAGAAAAUAUGUUUUCGACUAUUCAUGAAAAAAUCUCAGCUUUCUAAUGACACCUAGAUUGAGCUUUUAGUCCACUCAGAGGCCGAGAUAUUCAGUGAAACAACAAGGGUGGUGCUUUAACUGAAAAUUAGACUGAAUGUCUAUGGACGAGCACAUCUGUGAGGGCCAAAAUGCAUUAGAGCACCACCUACAUUUAGAUCUGUAUAUUGUGAUGGAACGUGAUAGAGAAUAAACUCUCUCUUCUAGUGCUUACUGCCACCUAGUGGAAUAAAAUGAGACUUUUCAAAGUGAUGUAGAGUCAACAGAACCAGAAUAUGUUUACAAAGUUAGGAAAACAAAAAAAAGAUUUGAUUAUCAUAAUAUUAUAAACACAAAUAAUAUUAUUUAUGAAUAAUUGGAGUCUUGGUUCUCAAAAAUGAGAAAGUUUUUGCAAUUAUUCCACAAUAGGUGUGAAUGGUGAGCUUUUAAAUUUGAGUGUGAAACCAAUCAGAAUCAAGCAUUUAACAGAUGUGUGGUAUAAGGGGUUAAUAUUACCAGUAUAACCAGUUAGUAAAAGGAAUCCAAAUGUUCUUAGUAAACUCAUGCCUGACUGGUGUCAGUAAAGUCUGUUCCUCAGGGCAUCCAUUAUUGUGUCUUUGCAAACAAGGUUACCUAACCACCUAACCUAAAUCAUUUGUUGUUUUGUAACAGUUUUUCAUAAGUUUUUGUGUGUGUGUGGGUGUGUGUGUUUGAUAAGGUUUAUAUACAGUAAGUGGGCAGAGUCCAGAUGCUGGUACGUUUGUCAAACAGCAGGUUGUGUAACUUGUCAAGAGGGACAAUAAAAUACGGGAUGAAGAGCCAUUAUAUUGGCUGUUUCAUAAUUUAAUAGACAGACAGUCCUAUUCUAAACUCGUGUCUUUAUAAAGGCUGGGAUACGUAUAUACUGUAUUAUACACUGAUGAGCCAAAACAUUAUGACCAGCUGCCUAAUAUGCUGUUGGUCCUCCUCGUGCAGCCAAUAAAGCACUGACCUGUGGAGGCAUGGACUCUAAAAGACCCCUGAAGGUGUCUUGUGGUAUCUGGCAUCAAGAUGUUAGCAGCAAAUCCUUCACGUCCUGUAAGUUGUGAGGUGGAGCUGCCAUGGAUCGGACUUGUUGGUCCAGCACAUCUCACAGAUGCUCAAUCAGAUUGAGAUCUGAGUCAUUUGGAGGCCAGGGCAACACCUUGAACUCUCCAUCAUGUUCCUCAAACCAUUCCCGAACAAUGUGUGCAGUGUGGUAGGGCGCAUUAUCCUGCUGAAAGAGGCCACUGCCAUCAGGGAAUACCAUUGCCAUGAAGGGGUGUACCUGGUCUGCAAUGGUGUUUAGGUAGGUGGCACGUGUCAAAUUGACAUCCACAUGAAUGGACGGAGCCAGGGUUUCCCAGCAGAACAUUGCCCAGAGCAUCACACUCCCUCCACCAGCUUGUCGUCUUCCCACAGUGCAUCCUGGUGCCAUCACUUCCCCAGAUGUAAAAGAAAACGGGACUCAUCAGACCAGGCGACCUUCCACUGCUCCAAGGUCCAGUUCAGAAGCUCGCGUGCCCAUUGUAGGCACUUUUGACGGUGGACAGGGUGCGACGCACUGUGUGUCGUGACACAUUCCUCCCGUAACAAUCAUUAACAUUUUCUGUGACUUUUGCCACAGUUGACCUUCUGUCGGUUGUGACCAGACAGGAUAGCCUUCCUUGCCCUUGUGAAUCGAUGAGCCUUGGGCACCCAACUCCCUGUCGCCGGUUUGUGGUUUGUCCCUCCUCGGACCACUGUUGGUAGGUACUCACCACUCCUGACCGGGAGCACAGUUUCAGAGAUGCUCUUACCCAGUCAUCUGGCCAUAACAAUUUGGCCCUUGUCAAAGUCGCUCGGGUCUUUACUCCUGCCUAUUUCUCCUGCAUUCAACACGUUGACAACGAGAAGGGAUUGUUCACUUAUCAUCUAAUCUACCCAGACCUUGACAUGUGACCUUCUUAGGAGAUGAUCAACAUUAUUUGCUUCACCUGUGCGCAAUAAUGGCAGACACGGCCGUUCAAAUGACCAGGUUUGAAGAUAGGAGGAACACCGUGCCCACCAACUUCUCAUCGUCCCGUAAAGGAUCUACCGUGAGCUUCCACAAGAUCCACUACAGUGUGAAGAUGAAGAGUGGAUUCCUCUGCAAGAGGAAAGUCACGCGUAAAGAUAUUCUCAUCGACCUCAACGGUCUCAUGAAACCAGGACUGAACGCAAUAUUAGGAGCGACCGGGAGUGGAAAAUCAUCUUUCCUGGAUGUUCUGGCAGCCCGCAAGGAUCCCGCGGGUCUUUCCGGGGAAGUUCUGAUAGACGGAGCACCACAACCCCCAAACUUUAAAUGUCUGUCUGGAUAUGUAGUACAGGAUGAUGUUGUCAUGGGGACGCUGACUGUUCGAGAGAAUCUGCGAUUCUCAGCUGCACUGCGGCUCCCAAAAUCAAUCAGUCAACGCGAAAAAGAUGAGAAAGUGGAGAGACUUAUUCAAGAACUCGGCCUGAGCAAAGUAGCAAAUUCACGGGUGGGCACGCAGCUGAUUCGUGGGAUUUCGGGUGGAGAGAGGAAAAGGACGAAUAUCGGUAUGGAGCUGAUCAUUGAUCCGUCGGUUCUCUUCCUCGAUGAACCCACCACAGGACUGGACGCCAGCACGGCAAACUCUGUGCUCAUGCUGCUGAAACGGAUGGCAAACAACGGCCGCACCAUCAUUCUGUCCAUCCACCAGCCGCGGUACUCCAUCUACCGUCUGUUCGACAGUCUCACACUGCUGGUGGGAGGCAGACAGGUGUAUCACGGACCCGCUCAGAACGCCCUGGACUACUUCAGUGAGAUCGGAUACACCUGUGAAGCCCAUAAUAAUCCUGCUGAUUUCUUCCUGGAUGUGAUUAACGGAGACUCUACGGCUGUCGCUCUCAACAGAUUAAACCACUACGAAGAAGUGGACCAGGAGCAUAGUUCGUCUCUAAAGGGAAUUGAGGAUCGUUUAGUGGAGGAAUACAAGAAAAGCCCCGCCUACAAACAGACCCAGAACGAGCUGGAGAGAAUCAUUCAGGGUCAAGAUUACAGCACACGGCCCAAAUCCAGAACCAUCACGUACAACACGUCCUUCUGCCAUCAGUUCAAAUGGGUUCUGAAGAGAACCUUCCGGAACCUGAUGCUCAAUCCACAGACCUCGUUUGCUCAGAUCGGGGUGAUGAUAUUUCUGGCUCUGAUUGUUGGAGCGAUAUUUUUUGGAGUGCAACCAAAUUCAAGCGGCAUUCAGAACAGGAUGGGUGCUCUGUUCUUCAUCACCACUAAUCAGUGCUUCAGUUCGGUUUCUUCAGCUGAACUUUUCAUCACGGAGAGGAAACUGUUCGUGCACGAAUACAUCAGUGGAUAUUACAGAGUUUCUGUUUACUUCCUGUCUAAAAUCCUGUCGGACAUUCUGACUCUGCGUACAAUCCCCGCCAUCAUCUUCAGCUGUGUGGCGUACUGGAUGAUAGGACUGAAAGCGACGGCAGAAGCGUUCUUCAUCUUUCUGUUCUCCAUUAUUUUGGUGUCGUACACGGCGACGUCCAUGACUCUGGCCAUCUCCGCCGAUCAGACUGUGGUGGCCAUCGCAAACAUCUUCAUGACCAUCAGCUUUGUCUUUAUGAUGAUCUUCUCUGGGCUGCUGGUGAAUCUGCCGAGUGUUGCGGGGUGGUUAAACUGGUUGAAGUAUUUCAGUAUUCCUCGCUACGGUCUCGCUGCUCUGCAGAUUAACGAGUUUACUGGACUGACAUUCUGUGACAACAGGAACACAAGCACCUCUGUUAGUUGUUCUACAGGUGAGGACUUCCUGCAGGAUCAGGGCAUUGAUCACUCAGCGUGGGGUUUGUGGCAGAAUAAUUUGGCUCUGGGAAUCAUGACCUUCAUUUUCCUGGCUAUUGCUUAUUUGAAACUUCGCUUCAUCAAGAAAUUCACAUAAACGCCUGAUCAAACUCUUCCACACACACUCCCUCUGUUGUAAUAUCUGCUAACAAUUUCAUAUUAUUGUAGUUUAGAUGAAGAAUUUGAGAGAUUAUAAAUGCACCAAUCAUCCUGUAGAGAAACUAAAGCAAAUACAGCCAUUCAGAGGAAAGGUUUGUAGCAAGACAGUAUAUUGGUUUAUGUUUAAAUAGAUCUUUUUACAGUCAUCACAGCAGUCUGUUAUUAAGUUAAAGUUGGUUCCGAUGUCGUUCUGUAAUAGUCUGUGCACACAGUAAAUAAAAGAGUUGCCAAUAUGGAGUCACUCCAGUUUUAUUUCCUGUAAAGUUUCAUUUUCAUAUUUUGAUAACUACUUUGUUUAAUACCUAAAUUGUAUGUCUGUUUUGCAAUUUUAUAUGAGACCCAAAUCUAAUAAAAACAAAUGUUUGGUUUCUUUGUUUCA
This is a messenger RNA of Myxocyprinus asiaticus (Chinese sucker), 5288 nucleotides long. RefSeq names its product ATP-binding cassette, sub-family G (WHITE), member 2a (gene abcg2a). The transcript has 16 exons. NCBI's taxonomy places the organism in Eukaryota, Metazoa, Chordata, Actinopteri, Cypriniformes, Catostomidae. Gene Ontology annotation, molecular function: ATP hydrolysis activity; ABC-type transporter activity; ATP binding. The record is from RefSeq and is a predicted model, not a curated record. Gene Ontology annotation, cellular component: plasma membrane. Bases 2913 to 4847 code for a protein of 644 amino acids.